CUCUUUUUGUUCAAUUCUGGUUCUGUUGGUCUCGUCUUUCAUGGCGAAAACAGCAGAAAAAACAACGGGCGUAGCAAAGGCAACGACGGAAUUGAAGAGAGAACUACAGAGACUGGUGAAUGCUAUAGUUGAUGACGAUGAUUACAGCGAAGAGACCACUGAUCAGGCCAUGAUGACCUUGUAUUCUCGCAAGAAAUUAAUUUGGAAGCGCUCUCUUUCUCUUUCUUUGAAACUGGACAGUUCUAAUUUUCCUGAUGAAUUUAAGUGCCCUCUUUCCAAAGCUCUCAUGAAAGACCCUGUUAUCUUGGCCACCGGUCAGACGUACGAUCGGCUAUUCAUCGAAAACUGGUUGAAAUAUGGUAAAAGAAUAUGCCCCCAAACCCAGCAAGUUCUGUCCUACACGGUGCUUACCCCUAAUUGCUUAGUACGGGAAAUGAUUUCACAAUGGUGUAAGAAGAAUGACAUUGAGCUGCCUAACCCUGCCGAGGAUCCUGAUGAGGAAUUAAUCACAGAUGCAGAGCGAGGGCAUUUGAAUUCACUGCUCCAGAAAUUGUCCUCUUCUCUUUCUGAUCAGCAAGCGGCUGCAAAAGAGCUAAGGUUGCUGACCAAAGAUACGCCACAUAUCCGGGCUCUUUUUGGACAAACUGCCAAUGCCCUUUUCCGAUUGCUGAAGCCGCUGUCACCUGGGAGGGUUGAUUGCCAUCCUGAUUUACAAGAGGAUUUGAUCACCACAGUCUUGAAUGUCUCAAUACAUGACAGCAAUAAGAAACUGGUUGCAGAUAAUCCAGUGGCCAUCCCUCUACUUAUUGAAUCAUUGAAAUUCGGUAACAUGGACACUAGAAGCAAUGCUGCUGCAGCUCUUCUCACUUUAUCAGACCUUGAUUCAAACAAGCGCGUUAUUGGAAAGUCGGGAGCUCUCAAACCUUUGAUUGACCUUUUGGAAGAAGGGCAUCUAUUAGCCAUGAAGGAUGCUGCUUCUGCAAUUUUCAGCCUAUGCCUCAUCUUUGAGAAUAAUGAAAAGGCUGUGUAUGAAGGGGCAGUCAGGGUCAUUUUUACGAAGAUCAUGGGCGGUAUACUCAUUGAUGAGUUGUUGGCUGUUCUUGCCUUGCUCUCCAGGCAUGAAAGGGCCGUUGAGCAGAUCGGAGAGCUUGAUGCAGUACCUUCCUUGCUUAGUAUUCUAAGGGAAAACACUAAUGAACGCAUCAAGGAGAAUUGUAUUGCAAUCCUUUACAAGAUAUGUUCUAAUGACCGAACCAAAUUGAGGGAAAUCAAGGGAGAGGAAAAUGCCAAUGGAACUAUCUCUAUGCUUGCACAGUCUGGGACUUUGAAGGCCAGAAGGAAGGCAAAUAGCAUCCUUGACAGGCUGACUAGAGCUGCUUCACGCUCCACUUGA
Messenger RNA from Ilex paraguariensis (yerba mate), 1393 nucleotides. NCBI's taxonomy places the organism in Eukaryota, Viridiplantae, Streptophyta, Magnoliopsida, Aquifoliales, Aquifoliaceae. The record is from the annotation of a GenBank genome assembly.